Messenger RNA from Nicrophorus vespilloides, 2015 nucleotides. RefSeq names its product beta-galactosidase-1-like protein 2. The coding region runs from base 25 to 1941 and encodes 638 amino acids. Gene Ontology annotation, cellular component: vacuole. Gene Ontology annotation, molecular function: beta-galactosidase activity. The transcript has a single exon. The record is from RefSeq and is a predicted model, not a curated record. Gene Ontology annotation, biological process: carbohydrate metabolic process. NCBI's taxonomy places the organism in Eukaryota, Metazoa, Arthropoda, Insecta, Coleoptera, Silphidae.
AUUGAUUUAGUGAAAUAUAUAAUCAUGUCUCUUCCGACGCUUUACGAGCACUACACGGGUGGUGGGAUAUCGGCUGGAUUAUCGGCCGAUCAACCUUACUUCACCUUGAACAACAAGAACAUAACGCUCUUCAGCGGCGCUUUGCACUACUUCAGGGUUCCCCAAGAGUACUGGAGGGAUAGGUUGAGGAAGAUGCGAGCUGCGGGUUUGAACACUGUGGAAACUUACAUCCCUUGGAACCUGCACGAACCUGAGCCCGGCGUAUACGAUUUCGGUUUCGGAGGAAGCGAUUUCCAAGAUCUUCUGCACGUGGAGAAGUUCUUGAAAAUAGCGCAAGAGGAGGAUUUGUUCGCUAUAGUGCGUCCAGGUCCUUACAUCUGUUCGGAAUGGGAAUACGGCGGUCUUCCCAGCUGGUUGCUGCGUGAAAAAGGGAUGAAAGUCAGGACGAGCGACGAGAAAUUCAUGGGUCACGUGGAGAGAUAUUUCAAGGUUCUUUUCGCAAUUUUAACCAUGUUCCAAUUCACCAAAGGAGGUCCAAUCAUCUCCUUCCAAAUUGAAAAUGAGUUCGGUUCAAUGGGUAUUAAGGAAGACGCAUAUCUUAACGGUUUGAAGAAGAUGUUCGUGGAUGGCGGAUUGACGGAGCUGUUCGUCACGUCGGAUGGACCGUCGUUCGGUAAUUUGGGGCAGAUCGAUGGGGUUCUUUACACGGGGAACUUCGACGCCGAUCCUGAAGACCACCUGGAUAUCAUGAAGACCUUCCAGAAGGAUAAGCCUUCGAUGGUGAUGGAGUAUUGGUCCGGAUGGUACGACCAUUGGGCGGAGAAACAUCACAAAGUAAAGAACGAUUAUUUCGCCGAUAUCUUCGAAAGGAUCCUCAAAUAUCCGUCUUCCAUUAAUCUGUACAUGUUCCACGGAGGAACCAGCUUCGGAUUCAUGAACGGAGCCAACAUCAUGGAUAUUGGUAUAGAUAAUGAUUCCUAUAAACCCGACACAAACAGCUACGAUUACGACGCUCCAUUGAACGAAAACGGCGAUUACACCGAUAAAUAUUACAUCACCAAAGAGCUGAUCGAAAAGUACAACGACGUAAAGACUUUGCUUCCAGAAGAACCAGCUUUAACACCGAGAAUCGCUUACGAAAAUAUUACCGAAAUAAAGCAAAUCAGCUUCGAUGAAGCGUUGAAACAAGCUCCGCACAACAUCAAAAGCGACGUUCUUUUACCAAUGGAAUUGUUGGACAUCAACAACGGCGCUGGACAAAGCUACGGUUACAUAGUUUACAGGAAGACUAACUUGAAUAUUCCCCAAGGAUCGACUUUGAAGAUCGGAGGAAGGGUUACCGAUUCCGUUUUCGUUUUGAUCAACGGCGAAUUGAAGAGCAAAGUUCUUGAGAGUCAAGCGGAUCUGGAUGGGUUCGGUUUUUGGAAGGCCAAGGAUUCUUCACUGUAUUUAGGCGAUGAGGCUUACGAGGGAGCAACUUUAGAGCUGGUCGUGGAGAAUUGGGCUCGUAACAAUUUUGGUCUUCAGGGUCAGUUCGAGCAAUACAAAGGAAUCUGGCAAGGGAACGUCAGUUUAAAUGAAGAUAACCCUUUGGAAGAUUGGGAGUUAAUCCCUUUGGAAUUCAAGACGAACUGGACAAAUUCGCUGUCCGGUUGGGAGAGCCAGAAGGAAGUUACCGGUCCGGCCUUGUACAAAGCCAUCCUCGAGAUCGAAGGUGAACCCAAAGAUACUUACAUCGAUAUGAGAGAUUGGAACACCGGUAUAAUCAUCGCGAACGGUUUCGUCUUAUCCAGACACAUGCGUCUUGGACCGCAACAAUCCGUUUACCUUCCUGGACCGUUCCUGAAGCAGGGAAAGAACGAAAUCGUCAUCUUCGAGCACUUCAAAGCCGCGACCUCAUUAACCUUCUCCGAUAAGCAAAUUUUUGAAACGCGUAAAUAAUUUGUAAAUUUUUGUUAUUGUCAAACUGUAAACAAUAAAAACUGUGUAUGUCACAAUGACAUUUGUCAAAUCGA